Messenger RNA from Hermetia illucens (black soldier fly), 1117 nucleotides. RefSeq names its product cytochrome c-type heme lyase (gene Cchl). Lineage: Eukaryota; Metazoa; Arthropoda; Insecta; Diptera; Stratiomyidae. The record is from RefSeq and is a predicted model, not a curated record. Gene Ontology annotation, molecular function: holocytochrome-c synthase activity. Bases 158 to 967 code for a protein of 269 amino acids. Gene Ontology annotation, cellular component: mitochondrion. The transcript has 3 exons. Gene Ontology annotation, biological process: cytochrome c-heme linkage.
AAUAUGACAGAGUGUGUGACACCUGACUUAUGAAAUAAAAUAUUGUGCUCGUGACAGUCACUCAAAAGGAGCAGGAGGUAAAUUUCGUUGCGUAUAUUUUACUUACAGAGCCGAAUACAUUUCCAAGCAUAUAACGGAUGAUUGAAAAUUACACAUUAUGGGGAACACGGUAUCCGCAGCGGAGGUUUUAGCCGCGGAAAUUACUCGGCCGAUCACAGGCUCAACCAAAGCCCAUCACAGCGAUGAACAUAUGACCGGCGUGCCACCACCAGAAUGUCCCAUGCACAAGUCUCUGGCCCCAGCCAAACCAGUAUAUAAGUCAGAGUGUCCAGUGAAGCAGGAUGGAAACGACAUAAAUCCUCUCAAUAUGAUGCCACCGGCGAACCAACAGCCUGCACCUGACCAGCCCUUCCCGUUGCCCACCGAAAGGCAAGUUUCGAGCAUACCCAAAGUAACGGAGGACGGGCGCACUGAAUUCUGGGUGUACCCGAGCCAACAAAUGUUCUGGAACGCAAUGCUGCGGAAAGGUUGGCGAUGGAAGAAAGAAGACAUCGAGAAGAAGGACAUGGAACACAUCAUCAAAAUUCAUAACGCAAACAACGAGCAGGCAUGGCGUGAGGUGUUGAAGUGGGAGGCGCUGCAUGCAAACGAGUGCAGUAAUCCGAAGCUGAAGAGUUUCGGUGGAAAAGCAACAGAAUACAGCCCACGGGCCCGAAUCCGGCAUUUAUUGGGCUACGAGUACCCAUUCGACAGACACGACUGGAUCAUCGACCGAUGCGGCAAGGACGUUCGUUACAUUAUUGACUACUACGACGGCGGCGUGGUUGACAACGAAUACAAAUUUGCUAUACUCGACGUCCGCCCAGCAAUGGAUUCCUUCGAAAACAUCUGGGAUCGCAUGCGUGUUGCGUACAUGAGGUGGAAGUAUGACAGGGAGGAGACCAAACCCUCCGCGCAUUCAGAAUAGAGUGCGGCGGAAUAUUAUUUAAUUCAUUACUUGUAAGAAAUCGAACUCAGUCAAAAUACAAUGUUGUAAUUGAAAGUUGAUUGUUAUUGGGCGGAGCGCUGAUGUGGAUUGCCUGCAAUUUAAAUAGAAAUGUGGAUGCGUAGAUUGAAA